Messenger RNA from Armigeres subalbatus, 6012 nucleotides. RefSeq names its product receptor-type tyrosine-protein phosphatase kappa (gene Ptp36E). The transcript has 2 exons. NCBI's taxonomy places the organism in Eukaryota, Metazoa, Arthropoda, Insecta, Diptera, Culicidae. Bases 407 to 3898 code for a protein of 1163 amino acids. The record is from RefSeq and is a predicted model, not a curated record. Gene Ontology annotation, biological process: protein dephosphorylation. Gene Ontology annotation, molecular function: protein tyrosine phosphatase activity.
CAAUUCUUUUUAUCUACAGGAGUUUCUGAUUUUGUUAUUUGAAUUUAAUAUAUUUUGAAUUUGUUGGUUUAUCGAAUUCGGCCGGGGUAAAAGCAUCCCGCUGACCCCCGAGUACUCGAAUUCCGAACUCUCCAAAGAACUAUCGAACGCAGGUCGUGUAAUCGUGGAAAAGUCAAUCAGAAAACUACAGAGAGGAGAGUCCUACGACCACUGUCAAUCGUUUGACGACAAAAAGUUUGUUAUCGACAAGAACGGAAAGAUUUGCGAGCGAAAGAAGAAGGGCCGCCUGUACAGCCUGGGUGGGAACGAACCACCGCGGAAAUGUAAUCGCGGCCGGCUGGACCGGCUGAAGACCGUUGGCACAUUCGACAUCACCAACGAGAUAUCGCGGCUCAGCCAGAAAACGAUGAACCUGAACGAACGCAUCAUCGGUAACCAACUGUUUGCCCAGACCGUUGACGAGGUCACUACCACUGCCAUCGGUAGUGCCGCCGGUGGUAUCUGUGCCGGGUUGGUCCCAUGCAUAGCAACGGAUAUCUUCGGAUCUACCCUGACCAAUCCGGGCAUCGAUACAACUAACACUCAACCGCAACAACCACCACAGUUCAGCGGAGUCACACGACCAGGUAACGGUCCGACGCUGUUGAAGCAAAACGCCGAAAUCAUCCACCUGUCGCCUCACCAUCAUCUGCCACCUAAUCAUCCGCUAGUGCUGCAACAGCAGCAACAGAAAGUCGCUAAAAGCAGAAGCCUAAGUACGGGUUCCUACAUUACUAAAGAAUCGAGUGUUCAUUCUAGCAUAGAGAAGAUUAUCAAAUCCAAUAGCAAUUCCGAGUUGAACGAGAACGCGCAAAAGACGAUAGAUACAAUUCCGAAGAACAAGUCAUUAGAAGAUAGUAGAACUAUGAAGCUCAACCAGUCGCAUUCGCCGCUGCGCAAACCGAUUUUGCGCAAGUCCAAGAAAAUCAUUCGUACCGAUUCGGAGUUCCUCAAGGGUAACAUUUACGAAAAAGAGUCGAGCCUUUCGAGCUCGCAAUACACGCCAACGCACGUCGAAAAACGACGUGAGUUUGCCGAUUAUCGAAGUAGCAAUCCCUCCUCGGAAACACACAAAUCGACCGACGAAAGUUCGAAAAACAUUUCAACGGACGAAAUCGACACAGUGUUCUCCGAUACGAUGGAGCUGGAACAAAUGGAAGCUGACUAUAAAAUGCAUUUGAAAAAUAACCUUCAGCGAGAAUACAAAAGCGACAGCGAUACCCUGGACGAGGUGGGGAAAAAGCAACCAGACUACAAUACGUGGAAGAAUCAGAGCUACGAGAAUACGUUUGACAUCUUCGAAGAGAAAGAGCAAGAACCGGACGAAAGCGGGAGCUCCUCAAAAGAUGUAACGAAAACUGAAGGGGACUCUGGGAAAGAAACCGAAAGAUCAAGAAGCGUGGAGACAAACGUUACACGAAAAUCAAGCGAAACGGAUCUGAAAUCCAAACGAAGUGCAGACCGGCCGACGGAGCUAGAGCUAGGAACCUCGUCGGACGGUAGCAAACACCCGUCGGUGGAUGGUUCCCUUGGUCACAUCUUCGAAAAAAAUCUAGGCCGAUUCAAGAAGAUGAACAAACUGCUGAAGUGUAAACGAUUCAGCACUUCUGCACUGUACGAUAAGAAAAGCAAACCCAACUACAAGGAAACUAUUUUCUUUGAAGAUAAAGCAUCGCCAACGAAGGCGACCGCGGAACAAGCCGGGCGAUCGCCCGUCAAGUCCUACCAUUCGCAAUCCAAGAUGUCAAUCACUUCUUCCAAGUCUUCCCUCUUCGGUACCAAGAAAAGCAACGUGUUCACUCUCAAGGGCAAGAAGUUUCCAUUUUCCACCAGUAAUAACACCACCAGCAAUGGCGAUGCGAAAACCUCCCCAAGCAAGUCCAAGUCCAACAACGAGAUCAGCUACUUCCGAACCAAGUCUACCAAGGGUUCGAAGAAAUCGCUUAAGAACAAUAGCACAGCGUGCCUGAAUUUGGAAACUACAUGCACCUCUCCCCUAUCGGAGGCGUUCUACAAUACAACCGGAAGUGUUCGACUCAGUGCUAUGGAGCUGUACGAGAAGUUUUGUUCGCAAGAUUUCAGCGGUUUGUACAAGCAUGAAGCGGUGCGGGGCGAUCACGAAGAUGGCCCGAACGGAUCGGCUUCGGGACAGUACGAUCCGAACCGAAGCCUGGGUGCGAUACGGAAGUACAAGCGACGCAAUUUCAAGCUGCUGCGACAGAAGAGCGAACCGAAGUUCUCGUUCAGGACCGACACCCUGUACGAGAAUGAAGACAGCUAUGACGAUACGUGCUACCCGGAUGAGGAACACAAGGACGAAUUCGAGGUGGAGGAUUAUAAUCAGUUUUUGUACGACGAGCAGUAUUAUGAGGAAGACAUAGAAAACCUUAGCAUAGAGAAUAUUUACUAUCGGGGGAAUUUGGUAAGGGAAGACGGUACCAUAGUGGAAGCGUAUCAGUACGAGGAGGAAGUGAUGGAAGGUGAAGAAGAAACGGAGGAAGAGGAAGAGGAGGAAGAAGAAGGUGAAGAGGAAGUGGAAGAAGAGGAAGAGGAGGAUGAGGAGGAUGUUGAAGAAGACGAAGAACAAUACUGCGAACAGGGGGUAGCGAUAGCUGAUGGGAACUUACAACCACCGCAAAUCGAUAUGGCCACAUCGAUGGAUUCAGACUGUGAUGAGAUCUACUUGAUGCCUGAGAAUGAGUCAAAGAAGCUGAUUAUACAUGAUUUCUUGUUCCACCAUAGUAAUAAUGAGUUUGAUAAUGUUGGCGAUGAAUAUGAUGUAUCGGAGGACGACUUAGAGCCGAUCGACACGGGUAAAGAUCAAGACACACUGACGAUUUACAAGAUUUGCUCGAAAGAGAGCAUCUUGAGCUCGAAAGGCGACUUGGACAACAUUGGUCUGAGCUCGUCACUCGAUCCGUAUUUCUUGAAGUCAGAUUGUCUGACAGCGCUGGAGCGAACUGCAUCAUUGGAGCUUCUGAGCAAUUCCAGUGGCACGUUGAAUAAAUCUACGUUAACAGAUUACGCAUUUGAUACAGUUAAAAACGCUAACUUAGAUAGCUGUAGUACGUCGCGUCUGAGUUUAUCGCUGAAGAGUGAGAUAUUCGAAGAAACACUUGCGAAUGGAGCUAGUGAUGGGUCUGGAGAGAUUAAGCAGAUCAAGAACUGGAACAUCGAAGACUUUACCCUUACCCCGGAAGGAUCGUUCUCGGAUGAGACCAUGGACGAGAUAUUGAAAGCUCACUUGGCGGAGGAAAGUGAAGAACAAACUCGAUCUGAAGUUCGAGAAAAUGUAGUGAAGGGGCCAGAAACGGAUCAGUCAGUGAUGACCAACCCAACGACAAGCGAGUACACGAUAAUCGAUUUGGACGAAGAACCGUACUUGGUGGACCCAACGAUAUCGGAUUUCACGAAUGAGAUCACAAAGGAAUUCGAUUUACUGUUCUCACGGGCUGAAACAGAAUCCCGUGCCGCCAGCUAUUCGGGAAGUCCGGUGUACGAUGAAGAGGACUCCUCCAGUGGUAAGGCAGUACUUCUGGAGCAGCUGGACCUUCGGCCUACAGUGAUUGACCUGCCCACUCGCUACUCCAUGCAGAAACUGGAACCCAUCAACCUAGAUGCUGAAGAGAUAAAGAUAACCAGACACACUGAGGACCAACUAAAAACGCAACACGAUAGUGCCAAAGUAGUAGAAGUAGUUGAUAAGAAGCAUAGUAAGGUAGAUAAAAACAAAGCACCGGAGCCGGAUCAAGCGGCGACGGUGGGGGCUGCGGUCUCGACGGGCGGCGAUCAUUUGCGGAAGGCUCGUAGUCAAUCCCUGGGUAACCUUAAGAACAAAACCAAAUGUUUUCCAUUAUAGAAGUUAAGAAACGCUGUAAUUAGUCGACUAGCUGUGUAGGGAAAGUAGACAGGUCGCACAGGGGGGAAGGAAUCGACUCGAAAACGGUGCCUACUUUCUACGGUUGGUUGCUGCCCUGGGAAAGUGAAAAUUUCCGGAAACCACAAACCAUCGAUGGUUGCCAAUCUUUGUCCGGGCUAUAUACCACUGGUGUUUGAAAGUUUCAUUAGGGUUUUGAACACCGCAUGAUCAUUUACGAAGUAUAAUUAAUCGUUGAUCACAUUUUUUUUAAUGUAGUGCUUUUAGACAAGUUUGGAAGAAAUGCCAAAUUAUUGGAACUUGGCCGAGAUUUUGAUAAUGGUUUCCGAGAUCUCAAUAAAAAUUAAUUCUGCUAAAUUUCUAUAAUAUAAUACUAUAAGCGGUAGAAGGAUAACGAGAUCUCAGCUAUUAGAUUUUUGUCAAAAUAAUUUAGGACUGAAGGAUUUGUACACCGCCUUAACAUAACAAUCACAUUAAAUUAUGUGUAUUAUAUUGACCUGAAAGAUUCAUUUCAUGAAGCAUCUUUUUACCGAUUUGUGACAAACAUCGAAUGAUUAUUGAAAACAUUUAAUAACACAGGCAGCUUCUUCAUUCACUUAGUCAUUCCUAAUGCCACGCUUGACACUGAUUUAUAUUUGGCAAGUUUUGAAUAUUGUUGUCUGUUGAAUUCUCUCUUUAUUAAAUGUCUUCCGACAUUUGCACUAAGUGCCCAGCCCACUGAAAUUUGCCGAGUGGUUUGGCCGAAAGUAAUUUAGCCGAAAGGGUAAUUUAGCCGAAUAGACCAUUUGGCCGAAUAGCCAUUUGGCCGAAAAAGUCAUUUGGCCGAAUAGGUUAUUUGGCCGAAUAGGUCAUUUGGUCGAACAGGUCGUUCGGCCGAAUUAUCAUAUGACCCAUAUUUCCCAUAAUCCAUAUGACCUAUUCGACCAAAUGGCCUAUUCAGCCGGAUGACCCGUCCAGCAGAAUGACUUACGCCCAUAUGGGUUUCAGCCUAAUGUUCGGCCUAGUGGCAUUUGGCGAAAUGGCUUUUGCACUUCCUUUAAAGAGAAUGAAUUCUCAUUGGAAGUGCACCGAAAUUGUAAAGAGGUUUGAAAAGAAGAGGAGGUUUUAUGCCUUAGGGAGAAGUGAUUCAAAUGAAUACCACUCCCAGGGGCUUUUCCCUGCUCCAAGCAAUAAAGAAGAUAUGAUUUCAGCCAAAUGACGUUUCCUCCAUUUUCUGUAGAAUUGAACCCAUCGUCCUUAAAUUUAUCGUCACGGUAGUUUUCAUAUCGUGACCAGGGUAGAAAUAUUUCACAGUCAAUGCAGUGAAAAACAUGGAUCUCAGUAAAAUCUGCUGUCGCCUUCAUCGCCGCCGUGGUGAGUGCGACUGGGUGCCGCCGAAAAAUCAUUUCCAACACCGACUAUUCAAUUUCGCAUUCAGCCACUCACAAGUCGCUCUGACAUGCUGCUCAGUUCGCGCCUUACCGUAUGACUGUGAGUGGCCCAUUUAAACGCGUGGUGAAUUUUUUCAAUUUGCUGGGUGAAUGUGUAAAUUUUGCUGUGGUAAAUUUCAUCUUCGCGGCGCUGUGGGUGAUGUGAGUUCUGUUGUUUACUUUUCUGCCUCUCCGGGAAUGUGAGGUUGAUUUCAAAGCAGGAAGAAAAUAAAAAAAUGAUAUAAAAUAACAUCACCUUCAUCCAGUGCUGCCGAAUAUUUACAACCCUGAUCGUGACAUUCAUUUGUUAAAGUAUCUAGAGUUUCGUUUUUCUCAUUAUCGUUAUCAGUGACAUAUUCAACUAUAAAACCAGCCUUCCAGAAGCAAUUCUGGAUUGUAUCUGGAUCUGGUUUCAUGUUUACUGCCCAUACUUCUUCUUCUUCGUCGUCUUCUUCUUCUUCUUCUUCUUCUUAUCGGCAUUACAUCCCCACACUGGGACAGAGCCGCCUCGCAGCUUAGUGUUCAUUAAGCACUUUCACAGUUAUUAACUGCGAGGUUUCUAAGCCAGGUUACCAUUUUUGCAUUCGUAUAUCAUGAGGCUAGCACGAUGAUACUUUUAUCCCCAGGGAAGUCGAGACAAUUUCCAAUCCGAAAAUUACCUAGACCGGCACCGGGAAUCGAACCCAG